Molecule: messenger RNA, 4177 nt
Organism: Prinia subflava (tawny-flanked prinia)
Lineage: Eukaryota; Metazoa; Chordata; Aves; Passeriformes; Cisticolidae
Product: zinc finger SWIM domain-containing protein 6-like
Exons: 2
Coding region: 1623-2462 (279 amino acids)
Cellular component (GO): Cul2-RING ubiquitin ligase complex
Source: RefSeq, a predicted model, not a curated record
CAUUGAAUUGGCGAAGACGGGAAAUGGUGAGGUGGUUGGUAACAUGUGCAACAGAAAUAGGGUGAGGCUCCAAAAGACUGGUGAGAGCACUGUCUUGUCAGCUGUGGGGAAGAUGAACCACAAAACAGGUGAAUGAAAUGCUGAAGUUGCAUCCCAUUGUGUGGCAGACAAGAUCUCAGGAAGGGGUUCUCAUUGCUUGUUUUCUUGGUUUCAUUUUAUAAGCCCCUUUGUAAAUCCAGGCUUAGAGUGUAAUGCUUAUUUAUUACAUGGCUAUGGCAUUGUGCAGGCCUCUCGUCUGCACUGGAAAGCAAAUCAAACACUAAUGUAACCCAAGCCUUUCUAUGAUAUUGCUCAGAGUACUUCCCUAAUAAAAAUCUUUAUGUUCAAACAUAUCAAUUCAAUAAAAAAUGUAUCUGAAAAGCCUGUUGGGAGAGGGUAGAGGUUAGGAUUUUUUAUUUUACUUCUUUUAAAGUUGUGCUUAGUAUUAAAUAUCAUGGUGUUCUAUGAAAUGAGACAUUUGGCAUGCUUUAAUAUUCUUUUGUGCAUGCGCUGUACUGUGACAUGCACGUUAAGAAAAGAAGUUAAAAUUGCCUUUUAAGCAUUUGGUGUGAGGGCUGCUUUUGAGUGAUUUGAUAAAAACAAAUGAGCCAGAACUUGUUAUCCAAAUUGUCUUAGAUAACAAGUAAAACAGCUCAGUUGUCUCACUGGGAUAUAAAAGCUUAUCUUGCAGACUUUUUUGUUAUCUGCAUUUCAGUCAUUGCUACAGAGUGUACAUAGUUAGCUGUCGCGGUGCCUGCUUGCUUGAGGUACCUUCUCAAGCCUGCCUGGCUAGCUCUGGCACCACAGCGGCUUUUGGCAUGGUCAGCAAGGCAUGCAAGCUGGACCAACCCGGUGAGUCCUUGUCCGGAGCAGCGCCAGAGGACACAGGUGGAAUGAGGCGACGAAGGCAAGGAAGGAAGAGAGGACUCUGAGGAGCUGUAACAAGAGUUUAUUGGUGUCUCUUGCCAGACCUCCUCAGCUCUCGACACCUGCUCUGGCAGGCCCUUGAUUGCCGGCUAACAGCAGCUUUUACAGGGGGGUGGAGAAAGGGGAAGGGGCAAGGGAUCAGCCAACCAGGGGUGAUUUGAGAGUGGCUCCAGGGAUAACAGGCAUCCUCGGGAACCAACCCAGUAGAGGAAGGAGGGACCUCCUCUGGUCCUGACCUAUCACUCGACGCCUUCCUUAGAACUUUCUAGCUCACGGGAGAGGCUCCGAAAUGACAGGCAGGCUCCUGAGGAGGGGGAGUAGGGGAUUGACAGGUAACCGAAGGAGGGGGAAUUCCAGGGUACAACCAAGUGGAAGUGGGAAUAGGGGUACAAAGAACAAACCAUUUAACAUAGUAAACUCACAUGAAAUAAAUGAACAAAACCACACCACAAGUUAGCCUUUAUUUUAAUGUCCUUUUGCAGACAUGUUAUCUGUUUUAACUUUUCUUGCUGAAGCUGUACUCCCUCUUCAGUGUACUGGCAACCUCUUAGAACUUUGAAUAUAAUCUUUUGCUGAACAUCUAUAUCUGCUAGCUUUUGUCAGUUGUGCUUAAUCCUUUCUUUCUCUCCCCAGGUGUUUAUGCAUUGGAUAGUAUAAUGCAAAACUGGUUUACACUUUUCACUCCAACAGAAGCCACUAGUAUUGUUGCUACAACAGUGAUGUCCAACAGCACCAUUGUCCGUCUGAAUCUGGAUUGUCAUCAGCAGGAGAAGCUGGCCACCAGUGCUAGAAGACUUGCUCUACAGUGUGCCAUGAAGGACCCUCAAAACUGUGCCCUCUCCGCACUGACUCUGUGUGAAAAGGAUCACAUAGCUUUUGAGACUGCUUACCAAAUUGUUCUAGAUGCGGCUACAACCAGCAUGAGCUACUCACAGCUUUUUACUAUAGCACGAUACAUGGAGCACCGUGGUUACCCUAUGCGGGCCUAUAAGCUGGCCACUUUGGCCAUAAUGCAUCUCAGCCUGAGUUACAAUCAGGACACACACCCUGCCAUUAACGAUGUUCUCUGGGCAUGUGUUCUCAGCCACUCUCUUGGGAAAAAUGAGCUAGCAGCUGUAAUACCUCUGGUGGUCAAAAGUGUCAAGUGUGCAACAGUACUGUCAGAUAUUUUGCGCAGGUGUACUUUGACCACUCCAGGCAUGGUGGGACUCCAUGGAAGGAGGAAUUCCGGUAAGCUCAUGUCACUGGACAAAGCCCCUUUAAGACAACUCUUGGAUGCCACGAUCGGAGCUUACAUUAAUACAACUCAUUCACGUCUCACUCACAUCAGCCCACGACACUAUAGUGAGUUUAUAGAGUUCCUCAGCAAGGCCCGAGAGACCUUCUUAAUGGCUCAUGAUGGACUCAUACAGUUUACACAGUUUAUUGAUAAUCUAAAACAAAUCUACAAAGGGAAAAAGAAACUGAUGAUGUUGGUUCGUGAGCGGUUCGGUUGAUGAAAAUGAGUGAAGGGAGGAGGUGAUUUGUUUUUACUUGAGCCUGCCUUUGUAUCCUUUUGAACUUAAAGAAACAAAGCCACACUGGUAUUAUGUGUGUAUAGAUAUACUGAGUUUGAAAACUAAGCUGUCAUGUUGUGAAAGUGUGUGUGUUUAAUUUUUUUUCCUUUUUUUCUGUUUUGUGUGAGAGAGGGUAAAAAAAGGUUUGGUUUACACUGAGUAUAUGUUGUCAAGUGGCAAAAGCCCACAUCACUCUCCUGUUCUUUUUGUAUAUGUUCACAGCCUCAAAAACAAAACAUACUGCAAUGGCUUAAAAAAGCAAACAAAACACCUCCAUCCUGUGAUAAGUACCUCAAAUGGAUUCAACUUUACUCCUUUGUAACUCCUCAUUAUAUUUCAACAUAUUUGAACAAAUCAACAAAUGAAAUACUAGUAGUUAAAAGGCUGACCAUGUGGCUUUGCAGUGCUGUUCAUCCAGAAGCAUGGCACACAAUGCUUGUGCAUGUGGAAACUUAGCAACUGUCAACAUACAUUUCUCAGGGAUUUAUCAAAAUAAUUUUUUUAAGUAUGAGAGCAUUUAUUGUACUGUAUAUAUAUUAUAGUAUAUGUCUGAAUAUUGAAAAAAUCUAACAUUAAUUUAUAAAAAAAUCAACUCUAUGUAAUACAAAAUACUUGAAGCUGCAGUAGCUUGGUUUCAAAGAAAAACUAUCUGAAGGACUAAAGUGCGCCUUGCUUCAGGGUUGGCUCAGGUGGUGAACUAUAUGCUGGGCAUUUAUUCAGAGCCAUCUUUUGGAUUGCGUGGUUGGAAUGAUACCUACUGGGGAAGUUUUUAAUAUGUAUGUAUGUGUAUAUAUAUAUAUGUAUGUAUGUAUGCAUGUAUAUAUAUGUAUACACACAUAAACACAUGCUUGUAACAGGCACUAUAGUACAGAGGGACAACAAAAAAAAUACACAGCCAGAGCAGCAAGCCUUAGCAUUAAGAAUACAGUAUGCCAGAAUUGGGGUUUGUGCCUCCUAGCCUAGGAAAUGUAAAGAAAUAUCAUUUUUGACACAAAAUGCAAAAUGAUUGGCGUGAUACAUUACGUCUUUGCAGCGAGCUAAUAAUAAGCUAACCUUUGUGCACAAAUAUAUAUGUAUUAUAUAUAUUCUGCAUAGGUAUUUUGACUUUGUGCAGGACAGAAAGUUGUGUAGGUAUGACUGUUCUACUUUUCUGUUCAUUUUUCUAAUAUAUUUUAUUUUCUCUAGAAUUACUCAAGCAAAAACAACCUUCUAUCUUGCCUUGUCUUAAUGCUUUAAAUUAACCAAACUGGAGAUCUAACUACCAAACCAUUCAUUAUAUUAUUAAACACCAACUUUGAUUGCAGUAUCGUGUCUUUGCUUUAGCUGAUUGUUCUGUAUCCUUGUGCUUUUUAAAACAGUUUUUGUUCUGGUGCAAAAGUUGUCCAGUGUCUCUUGUUCCCUUCAUUAGAGAACAUGCUAGAGGUAGGUGCGUAGGUAUUUUUGUUUAGAAAAACUAUUUCAUGCUCUCCAUUUUAUUUAUUAUAAUAGGUAAAAAGGUUGUACUUCAUUAACCAUAUAAACAUGCUCAUGAAGUUGAAAUUAAGAUUUGAUACAAUGAUAUCAAUUUAUUUAUGUAACUAGAUCACUGUUUUAUAAACUUGUUACUGAUAACAAUUUUUUUUUGUUUUAAUUAAAAUUAGUUUUUUGAAAGUUGA